GGUGCUGUAGAGACCAAGGAGAGGCAGGAGCCCCCAUCUGCACACACGGCGAAGGGUCGCAGCCGGCCCUGCUCUCCGCUCGCCUUGGGCCACCAGAUGCUGCCGGCCGGGCACGGAGACAGCAGCAGAGACUCACGCAGGUCCCCGAUCGAGAGGCCGGCUGCGCGGGUCAGGCGGACGGCCACCCCCUGCCUUCCUUACCCACGCGGGGUCUGGACGGAGCCGCCCUCGGGCUCUCCCUCUGCAAGGAAGCAACACGGCUGCGCCCGGGCCCACCGCGGGGCCACAUGUGACCUUCAUUUCUUCCCCCCACCUCCAAACCCAGCCACCAUGCGGCAGAGGGAGCCGGAGGUUAGGGCUUCAGCACAGGAAUCUGGGGGGACUGAAGCUUUUGUCUGUAAGACUGUGCGGAGUGAGUCACCGGAGUGACCUUGCGGGUUAGCCCGUCCCUCGUAAGGAGCUGAGCCGGUCCUUGUCCUCCGUUCACCGUUGUCUGGACGUAGCGUAUGCUCCAGUAACAGCUUCGGGGGUACCACGGCUCCCGGCAAAGGGAGAUGUUCCUGUGUUCGGACUCGUUUAAAGCUCGGCACAAUCCUGCCUUCUUCCUUCCUGCCUUUUCCCGAGGGGGAAACUGAGGUGGGAAGCGCAUUUCCACGGAAGGACCGUCUUCGGCAGUGGGGCCGGCUCCGGAAUCCAGGGCUCCCAAGCAGGUUUGCUCCCCGGCGAGGCUUGGCCACGGUUAUCUGACGUCUUGGCCGGGUCGCAGGGGUGGAGGCUGAGAUCUGUGUGAGGGUGUGUCCUGCUCCUGCUCGGUCUCAGGAACAGAACGACCUCGCGCUCCGGGAGAGGCUCGUGAGCCCCGAUCUGGGAGCCACCUGGAGUCAGGGCGGCGGCCACACUUCACCCCUGCCUGCUCCUCCUUCGCCCACCUGCAGGGCCGGGUGCCCCUGCUGGCCGCCUCACCAGGGGCUGGACAUGCGCCAGCUUUCCGAUUAACAAAGGGCCUUUGACGCUGGCUCCAAGACUGCAAAUUCCAGCCGCAUUCCCGAAGGAUGAGACAACCCGCUCCAGUGACAGCCUUGGCACCCGCCGGACCACAGGUCCUGGGACCAGGAGCCGAGCCACGGGUCCACGAGGCUGCUUGGGGUCCUCUGCUGCGUCCGUGUCCCUACCGCUUCUUUGAGCAGCCUGGUCACAGACUCAGUCGUCCCACGUCCCCCACCCCCCACCUCUGUGGUCUCCCUGGGCCCCCUCCAUGCCAUGGCGUCCAUACCAUCUCCAAGGCUGAUUUUCAAGCCACACCUGCCGUCCACACCAUUCUCAUACCUUCCUGCACUGCCUCCCGGUGCGUCUGCCCAAGUUGGACUCCUACCCCGUCAGCAGUCAUGCCCCACCGGACGCCCCCCCGGCUUGCCCACUUUCUCAGCUCAAGAGCCUGGAGGCCCCUGAGCUCCACUCCCGGCGCCCACUGCCCACCGCCCUCUCCCCAGCCCACACCACGGCUGCACCCCGAGCCCCAGCACCUGGCGCUGGACGGCCACACGGGUCUGCCGCAGCUCUCUGCGCAGAGUAUCCGUCCCAUACUGGCCCGAGGUAGGAACCAGAGAUCAGACGCCGCCACUUCCCUGCUCGUCAGCGAGGGCUCCCUACCUCCCUGGGGCUAAGACCCCUCGCUGCCGGCUCCCCCCGCCCAGCGCACGGACCUGUCCCAGGCAGCACGUCCACACCGGGUGUCCGUGGUUGAGCCCGACAAGCCUUCCCUGCCUCUUGCUGCUGUACCACGGUUCCCUCCCGAGGGUCUCGUCCCCCCCCCCGCCGACAUCGUGUCCCCACGCAGGCUCCUCCGCUCUCCACCAGCCUGUCCCCAUCGUGCUCCGCUCCUGAUGUCCCCGGACCGUGAGAAAGCAGAGCCUGAGAGAGAGGAGGACCCAGGCGGGGAUCAGGAGACCAUCCCAUCGGCCCGUCCACACCCGCAGGAUUGUUCAGCCUUAACGGGGGAAGAUCCUGUCUCCAGCUGCAGCACCGGUGAACCUUGAGGACACCGUGCCAAGAGCACUAGCCAGACCCAGAGGACACGCGCUGAAUGACUCCAGUCCCAUGAAGCACCUCGAGGAGUCAGGUCCUGAGACACAGCAAGAGAACGGCGCAGGCCUGGGGCUGGCGAACGGCAGGAAGGGGAGGUGGUGGCCGGUGACAGCUGCCAUCGGGCCACGAGGGUUCUGGAGUUGAGCGGCGCGGACAGUCGCACGGCUGUGUGCGUGAAAACGGUUCCAUGCCAGACGCGCUGUACACACAUGCGCGUGCACAUGCACACUCUGGGUGGCCCCGGGUGGGCCCACGCCCUCUGGGCCGGCCGGCACAGUCCCGGCCUGUUGGGGUCUCCGUGCAGCAGGAUCCCGUUGCCCCCACCCCGCGGUCCGCCCCCCGCGACUGGAGUGAAGCCGGUGCUCGGCUGGUUUGCCUUCAGCAGGGCUCCGUGUCCAGGUCACCGACAGCGUCUCCCGAUCGGGCUCCUUCCUCUGCGUGUCCCAGAGCAGACUCGGGGCCCCAGCGCUCACCCCUGUUGCCAUGGCAUCCCGGCUCUGGCACAUUUACAUACGCUGACCACAGCGCCGGAGACGCGCCAUUGUCCCCUCACGGCCCCUUCUGAGCCCUCCAGGGUCCAAGGGCGAGGCCGGGGUCGGCGCUCAAGACCUCGAUGGACCCACAAACGUCUGCUCCGGCUGCGAAGACGCUGGUGGGGCUGUUUCCAGAAGGAGACUGAGCCGCCUCUGCUUGUCGGGUUUGGAGACAAUCAUUCAUCUCGCCUGCGGAGGGAGAAACUGCUAUUUUUGCCUCCGCAGAUGCCGUCAGAGAGCAGCACUGGGAGCGGGGAAGCAGCGCGGGACGGCCGGCUCUCCCGCGGAGGCUGGGCGCAGGGCUCUGCGGCCUCUGUGCAACGAGCCAGACGCCGGAUGCCGCAGCCCCAGGCAGAGGCUCCCUCUGGUCACCGUCACUCGUACCUGGGCUUUCUUGCUGCUCCCAGAGACGCAGCUGUCCCCAGAAGACUGUCCUUCCGUGCGCGGCUUCUCGCCUGGCCCUUCUCCACCCCCGCCUCUUGUCCUCCGGGAAGCGGGAACGGGAGAAAGCCCGGACAGGCGAGUCCGUGCUUCCGCGGUCUGCUGGUGCUGUGCUCCCCACCGCGGCCCCGCAUGGCCGCCGGGUCUGGAGGAAGGCGGGGUCCUGGCCGCAGGGUUCCCGGGAGGCAGGGCUGGCGGGGAACAGGGAGACCCAGGAGCGACCGCAAGUCAAGGGCACCAGGGACGGCGAUCUGGGGCCCCAGAGGACGCGCGGUCCCCGGGGAAACACUCCGUCCAUCACGGAGAAGCUGACCGCCUGAGGGGAUGCGCGUGUCAAGUCAAAUUUCCAAACACAAGUGGACGACUGUCUGGCCGGCCGGAGCCCCGACGAGGCCCGUGUGCCCCUGCUGUCCCCAGGCCACAGCUCCCCGUCCCGAGCCCCCUCGCAGGGCCCAGUGGAAGCCGGGUCACAUGAGAAGUCCCUCUCCUGGGCACGUUUUUCAAACACAACAUGUUCUCCAGAAAACAUGUCCAUGGGAAUGUGUUGUCAGGACGACUGUGAAGCCGAGAGAGCGGGGGCUGGGGGUGGCUGAGCAAGGACCACAGUCGGGUCGUGGACACUACAGAGGCUCCCCUCCAUCCCGCUGGACAGAGCACAGGUAGCCCCCUCCAGCGGGUCCUCCAGGGUCUCGGGGCCCGCGGGAAGGGGUCUGCUUCCUCCUGUCCUCCUGGGCGCCGGGCUGGACUCCCCCAUCCAAGGAGCAAAGACAGGCAGGGGCUGGCAGAACCCAGGGCGCACCUGUCUUGAGCUUAGGCCUAUGGUUAAGUAAAGCCCAGGAGGCCAGGA
This is a messenger RNA of Mustela erminea (ermine), 3906 nucleotides long. RefSeq lists its product as uncharacterized. NCBI's taxonomy places the organism in Eukaryota, Metazoa, Chordata, Mammalia, Carnivora, Mustelidae. The record is from RefSeq and is a predicted model, not a curated record. Bases 2295 to 3371 code for a protein of 358 amino acids. The transcript has 2 exons.